GCUGUAAUUCUAUUCAUUCCAUCACAUUUUACAGCACAGGUUCUGUGGCAUUGCAAAUAUUGGAUUAAAAGAAAGAUCUUAGCAUAAACUUUAGCAAACCAUUUUCGGUAAAUACUUUUGGGACUAACAUCUCUUCUUUAAUUUUCACUCUUCUCUUCUCUUCUCUUCUCUUCUCUUCUCUUCUCUUCUCUUCUCUUCUCUUCUCUUCUCUUCUCUUCUCUUCUCUUCUCUUCUCUUCUUUUCUUUUCUUCUCACCAGACUCCCUCUAUCAACAGCUCCAGAAAAACCGGGUCCUUUCACAUGAGCUCAGUUUAGCACUCAAUGAAUUCUAACCUCACAACAGAAUGAGAAAAAACCAGGGCAUACACUGAAUAUGAACACAGUCUAUUGUUUGUGUUGCACACAGAGUAACCAAUAAUCUGUGAUGACAGAUAAUCCAUAAUUUAUAAUUUCACUAUUCUGUUAUCGUUGAUACUUUGGAUCUUGAGCUUUUUUAUGUCAAGGCUAAAGAUAUAUUAUAAAAUGUGUGGAUUUACUGUGUAUGGGUUGCAUCUGCAAGAGUGACAAAGCCUAAAUCUUAAAUUUUAAAUGUGAAAAAUCAUGGCAACCUGUUUCCUUUAAAUGGUGAACAGCCUCAACAUUUUCAAUGUAUUUUACGUAAAGGGAAAAGUUUACAUAGAAAGAGGAAAGUGCCUUCUGCAUUAUAUAACACACCUUGGAUCAUUACCAAUGGUGAGUUAUGUUGUAGGAGUAGGAGAAAAACAUAUUUCUAGAUUAAUUAUCUGAAUUAUAAAACUAUCAGUCCAUGUUUGUCACAUUUAAAAUGUGCAAUUUCUAAUAUACAUGCGAUGUGCAACCCUCAGGUACACAAAUAUAAAUGUUUACUUUUUUGCAACUUGCUAAAUUAUUAAUAUAUCUGAGAAAAAAAUAAAUAAAAAUAAUUUAAUUUCAAAAUGCCAAAUGUAAUAUUUUUUUCUCGCUUGCAUGAACCGUACUUGUUGCGUCUUUAUUUAUUUAUUUGACACAGACAGAUAAACUUUUUCCUUCAAAAUACAAUUACAGUAAACAUGUUGUAGUCAGGGGUCACCAAUGCUGCUGGCCGUAAGACUUUUAAGCAACUUCCGGUUCCGCCUCCGUGUGGAGGGGUCAAAUGUGAGAAGAGAGUCCGUGUGAAAAUGGAAGGGGAUGCAGCGUCUCCAAACAUCUUGGGGGAAAGUAAAGCUGGAUAUAUCCUGAGUAAUGUAGCUGAGGUCGUGGAGAGGAUUUUAACAUUUGUGCCGACUAAAAAUCUCCUCUGGAUAGCAGGUGUGUGUAGGCUAUGGAGGAAUUGUGCACGCAGGGUCCUGAGGACACAGCAGAGACUGACGUGGCUGUCUGCAUCUGGCUCAUCCAUAUACGAGGAGCAUGUUUUGCUUAGAACCAUGGCAGAAGACUUGGAGAAGGUCCAUCUGCUGCCCCAGACAGCUCUCCUAAUGGUGGAUGGAGAACACUUCAAUUGGCCUUUUAGUUACAGACAGAAAAAGGCCAGGAAGUGUGAGAAUGAAGUGGCGUCUGAUCCGGUCGAGAAGCUGAGACGCUUACUGCCUAGAAAUUGUGAUGUAGUAGGCAUUGCUGCAUCAGGAAUUGUGGUGACCCCCAGUGGUUCAUCCAGCAGCCCCCCAGAAGAGCACGAAAAUGGUGAAGCUGGCUUUAGUCUGCUUUUCCCUGCCAUGGAUGGGGUCACAAUCCGGCCUUUUCACUUCUGCAAAAAGAGCUUCAGUGAAUCGGCAAUGGAGGAAGCAGGGUUGAUUAAUAACCCUGAUCUAAAGGUGGUGCUGAUGUUUGACUAUGAGACCUGGAAAGCUGGAAGCUUUCUUAACAAGCUGCUGGAGCCUCUUUCUCAAAAUAAUGUACUUAUUGUUGGAGGACAAGUUGAGAGAGCCUUUUCCAAUAACACAACCUGCUGUUCUCCAGGCUCUUUUGGUGCAGUAGGACUGACCUUCAGUGGCUCCAAGAUCCAGGGUGCCUCAGUGCUGGUGGACCAGGACGUAAGCAACCCAAAAGCAGCAGAGGCCACUAUCCAGCGGCUGAAGGCUGCUAAUAUCCCAGAGAGAAACACCAUGGGCUUCAUGUUUGCCUGUGUGGGCCGCGGCCACAACAGCUACAAUAACCAGCGCAACGUGGAGGCCAGCGCUUUCCGGAAGAUCUUCUCCAACAUUCCGCUCUUGGGAUUCUUUGGCAAUGGGGAGAUCGGCUGUGACCGUAUUGUCAAAGAGAACUACACAUUGAGCGAGACAGAUGCUGAUGGACUACAACACUCUUUUACUACAGUCAUGAGUCUGGUGCAUUUUGGCUAACACGAACUGAAAACUGAGACUGCAAAUGUCUAGGAAUCCCCUUAUUAACUUGAUCUUUGAAGACAGACACCAGCUGCUUGUUUAAGUUAACAGCAGAUCUGAUGGUGAGCAGGUAUAAUUCUCCUAGGUUCUUUCCUUUUGACUUUUUUUCCUUAAAUCAGGAUGUCAGGAGGACAUUUGACAUCAAAAACAUUUAGGGUACUCUACCCACAGGUACAACUUUUGAGAGCAAGCUAAUUCUGAUGUUGUAAAACACAGAAGCGUCCUCCUACGACUUGUUUGGAAAGCUCAUUACUUCUAGAACGGUUCUGAAGAACAAUUAGGAUUUAGUUUGAAUGGCAUUGUGCUAAAACCUUGACCUUUGACUUCAGUUUUAAAUGUAAAACUUUUUUUAUGUGUAGCGCAGAACUGAAAUCUGUCAACCGAUCAGGCCUUAUAUAUAGUUUGAAAAAUUCAGGCACUUUUUAGCUAACUGUGAUGGAAUAGCUAAUGAUGUAGCCGUUCAUCAACCUUGGUACGGCUUAUGGGACUUUAGCAGGAAUUCCACUAUCUUCACUUCUGAUUUUACACACAAAUAUGUGCUCCAGAUUGAUUGCUGACCUACAUUGACUGUCCAAAUUGCCAUGUCCAGUAGCAAGUGCUACAAAACUGUAGGAAGAGUAUUCACAAUGAAAGAAAGAGAAACUGAACCCUAUCAGCACAUAGCUAUAUAUCGCGAAAAUUGACUUGCUAGCAGUUCUUAGUGUCUGUAUUGGAAUAAUAAAGGACCGAAGGGGAAAAGGUGGAAUUUCUUUGUAAUAUUUCAGUUUAUUUACGCUGCCUGUCCCAAUCAAAAUCCUGUAAAAAUCCAGUUUCAUUCCAACAGGGUAAUCCUUCAUUUCUGUAUUCAUCAGUUCAGUUGAGCUUUUAAAGGUUAAUCAUUUAUUCUAUGCUCUAGCUAAAUAACACAUUGUGUUGAUCACAGAUAAGUGAAGUGGGCUAUUUACCUGCAUUGUGGAGAUAUACAAUAUAUUUGCUGCAGUAUUUAGAAGGUUGAUUUAAACUGUUGUUGCCAAAUCUUUUUUCCCAACUUUCUUAAGAUCAUAUAGAUAAUACUUGGCUUUGCAUUAAGGAAAGUAAGUUUUACUACUGUCAUGUUUUCUUUUUUUUUAAUGACGGUGUAUUGGUUUUUCUUCAUCUGCACCUGCUGCUGGGUCGUGCAGUUAUUGGCCCAUUAUGUCUGCAUGUAUAUAAUUAUGUAUAUAAUAAAAUCAAUGAUGUCACUAA
Onychostoma macrolepis is the source of this 3602-nucleotide messenger RNA. RefSeq names its product F-box protein 22 (gene fbxo22). Gene Ontology annotation, biological process: regulation of skeletal muscle fiber development; protein polyubiquitination; positive regulation of proteasomal ubiquitin-dependent protein catabolic process. The transcript has 7 exons. Bases 1176 to 2336 code for a protein of 386 amino acids. The record is from RefSeq and is a predicted model, not a curated record. Lineage: Eukaryota; Metazoa; Chordata; Actinopteri; Cypriniformes; Cyprinidae. Gene Ontology annotation, molecular function: protein binding.